UGCUACUCUUGACUAUGUUCCUGCUCCAUUAACCCCUGAGUCUUGAGUUCUGCCCUCCAGCUUAGUGGGCUCUCUCAUAGCUGCAACAUGGCUGCCGUGCCAGCCCUCAGCAGUACACCUACCCAGCCAGGAACAAAGGCAUGAAGGAAGGCAGCCACCAGCAUAGUGAGAACAGUGCUAAGCCUCCCUAGACACCUCCCCUUUCAGAGCGAUUGCAGGCAAGAGGAAUGGAGAUUUCUUUCAUUUUCUUGGACCAGCCGUCUCUCCUGUCCUGGGCAUGUGGCUGCUCAAACAAAAUUGGGUUCUCUCAGCACAAUAGGAGGGUGGGCUGGUAGGGAGGACCCAGGGUGCCUGCCACUCUCCACUUCCCAAUGCCAAGCUCUUCAGCCCUAGAAGGACCAGACUUUCUCUCCUCAACAAAACAGCUGGUUAAGAAACCACUGCUGAUGAAUGUGUGUGAGUGUGGUUUGUGGACUGACAGGGUCCCAGGAGGAAGAGGACAGCAUGCUCACAUGGGAUAUUUCAGAGAGUUUAGUAAAGGGAUCAUUUGCAAAGAAGUGGGCAGGGAACAGGGAAAUCAUAGGGCUGGUACAGUACCCUGAGCUGGCACCAGAGGUGAGCUGUUCCUCCCACCCUGGCCUUGAGGUGCAAGGGAGCCAAGUGGAAACCAGAAGAGCCGAUACUGGGGAGAGGGCUGUCCUAGGGAAGCUGUGUCCCUGGCAACUCCAUAGGGGGAGAGUUGGAGGAAUCCUUUCCCCCAUCAUUUGUGGGGCUCCCCACUGUCAAAAUCCUGGGAGCCAGGGGGCACAGGAACCCAGAUAAUGCGGUCCACCCAGGUCAGUCUCCCAGGACACAGAGCAGGGAGGAAGGGGACAGAAAGGGCCUUAGGGAAAAUAAAGACACCCAGCCCCGGAUUUCUUCCCUAAUGUGUUUUCAAUGACACAGGAACCAGUUGCCCUGAAACAUGCUGUUGGGCACGGAGAACUGGGCACCUGAAAGAGACAAAAUGGCUCCACCUAACCAUUUGCCAGCUCAUUCUUCAGUGCAACUUGCACCCUGUACUCCACGCUGGACAGAUCCCAGAUACUGGGCUGCCAGACCUGUGCCGGACACACCAGUCAUGGCUGCACGAAAUCCAACAAUUGUGAGAUGGAGACACUGAAAAUUCCAUUUUACAGAUGGGCUGAUUGAAACUCCGAUGCUUGCCUAACCACCUCUCAAGACUUCCUAACGACCACCCUGUUUAUAUGCUGCAUGCUAAGCAUUCUCCCCACAUGAUCUACAUAGGCCUCUGACACAAACCAGCCAAGGGAGACACAUUAGUUCUAUCUUCCAGAUGAAGAAACCGAGGCUCAGCAAGAAGUGACUUGUCUGGGUCCUGCUGAGGUAAAGUGGUAAAACUCUGCCUCCCUUGCUGCCCCAAAUGAAUGAGCAGGACUGACUCUCAGGGAAUGUGAAGAAAUGAAAUAAUGCUCCUCUCACCACCAAGCCUUUAUAUAGACUGUUCCCUCUGCCUGGAACACCCUCCCUUUUACCUGAAACCUUAUCUUCCUUCAGGGCUCACACCCAGACAGUCAUCUCUGAACCUUUAAGCUGGACUGGGAGCCUCUUCUGGGCUCCCAUGAGCUCCCUGAGUUUUCUCUAUUACCGUUUGGAUCACUUUGCCUGUGCAUUCCCCAUCAUAGCCUUGGUCAUUCUGGGUUGUCACUGGUGGGUCUGUCUCCUCCACGGACUAAGUUAUGUGCUCAUUUUUAAUGUUGAGCUAGACCUGGCCUAUAGCUGGAGUUCAGGAAAUUGCUGAGUGGAUAAAUGAGAGAAAGUAACUGCACAGAGAAUAUUCAAAAUCCUUAACCAGUGGUUAAGGGGUCAGACAAUGAUCAGUCUAGAACACAGACAGGACAGAGUGUUAGGGUGGGGUUCUGGGAGCCCCUGGCUGUGUCACAUGACCCCCUUUGGUUCCUGGACUGUGGGAGAGGGGGGGAGUGGUGUCCCAGGCAAUCACUAGGAGCUGGACUAUUAACACACCAAUAUUUUAAAAUCUGCUACAUCUGAACAGUGUUUCUGGCUGAACGUCAGUUCUUGGCAUCUAAUAAUCAGAGGUGGAGCUUCCUGCUGGAAGAUACACAGCCCGUGUCCUCACUUUGUCCUUACCUACUGGACCCUGCUGUUCCUCCACCCUCUGGGGCAAGCAAUCACAGCCACCACCCCCCUCUCCUGCUUCUCAGACAGCUGCUGUGAUUUGAAUAACCAAGCAGGUUGUUGGAUGUCCGGUGGUGACUGAUUUGCCUGGCAAACAGACCCCUCAGGUCCUUGGCCCAGCUGCUACUUUGAGAAGACAGCCUUCCUGGAGUCUCUUUUUCUUUUCCCCACAUGCAGCAGCUAGCUAGGCUCUAAUCUUGCCCUUGCUUGACCUUCUGGAGGGUCCCAGCACUUGGCUGCCCCUGGUGGCUGGAGAGUGCCCUCAGGAACUUGAUGUAGGAGAAGGGGGAGGAAUGGUAGGUCCCAUCUGAGGCAGAGGUAACUGGAGCCAGCUAAGUCCCUGGGCUUGUCACAAAAUUUGCAUGGAGAGAAUGCAGGUCCUCUGUGGCUCCCCCUUCCCUUCCCUCUUCCCUCCUAGUCAUCCUGGGACUGAGGUGUGACCGCAGGUGGAGGAGGCAGUCGUGCGUGGAGUGCCAGCUCGCCAUUCCGAGAGGUGAUGCCCCGUGUCUUCCUGGUCAGGAGUCGGCGUCCACAGCCAUCCAACUGGGGCCACUUGCCUGACCAGCUCCGGGGAGAUGCCUAUGUCCCAGACUGCAGCAACCAGCAGGGCUCAUCAGCACACCAGUCUUCUGGCCUUGGGGACUCUUGGGCAGCGCCUAUGCAGGGCAGUCUGGCCUCCACUCCCAGGGGCCCUGGGACACUUGGCUGCCCGCUCUGCCCCAAGGCCUUCCCUUUGCAGCGCAUGCUGACACGGCACCUCAAGUGCCACAGCCCUGCACGCCGCCACGUGUGCCGCUGCUGUGGCAAGGGCUUUCACGAUGCCUUCGACCUCAAGCGCCACAUGAGGACUCACACUGGGAUCCGGCCAUUCCGCUGUGGAGCUUGCGGGAAAGCAUUUACUCAGCGCUGCUCACUUGAAGCUCAUCUUGCUAAGGUGCACGGGCAGCCAGCCAGCUACGCUUAUCGUGAGCGCCGGGAGAAGCUGCAUGUGUGUGAGGACUGUGGCUUCACAUGCUCGCGGCCUGACACCUAUGUGCAGCACCGUGCCCUGCACUGUGUUGAGACUGUGCACCCACACAACACAUGAGAGGCAAAUAAAUGCAGGAAAUGCACGCACA
Leopardus geoffroyi (Geoffroy's cat) is the source of this 3317-nucleotide messenger RNA. It is a transcript of the gene OVOL3, whose product is annotated as ovo like zinc finger 3. The transcript is spliced from 4 exons. The record is from RefSeq and is a predicted model, not a curated record. Gene Ontology annotation, molecular function: DNA-binding transcription factor activity, RNA polymerase II-specific; RNA polymerase II cis-regulatory region sequence-specific DNA binding. Bases 2696 to 3286 code for a protein of 196 amino acids. Gene Ontology annotation, cellular component: nucleus. Gene Ontology annotation, biological process: regulation of transcription by RNA polymerase II; epidermal cell differentiation. NCBI's taxonomy places the organism in Eukaryota, Metazoa, Chordata, Mammalia, Carnivora, Felidae.